UUGCGAGAAUAUUUCCUCAAAAUUAAUAAGUUUGUUGUCUGACAGUACGAGCAUAAUAGGCAAGAUCUUUUUUUUUCUACAAAAGUCGGACGUGUCAUAACAAUCAAGGGAAAUAAAGAUCAUGCUUACGAAAUUAUCCAUUUUCAUCGAAAAUGUGAACUGGGUGCCCAGAAUUCUAGUUAGAACAGUAAAGAGACCAAUGAGCACAGAACGUGAUGUUAUUUUGGAGACAAAAGGAAAUAAAGGUGUCAUAAUUCUAAAUCGUCCUAAAGCAAUGAAUUCCCUGACUUUGAGUAUGAUGCGAAAAGUAUCCUCGCAGUUGAAGUCAUGGGAUUGGGAUCCUGCGGUGAAAAUGGUCAUAAUUAAAGGUUUUGGUGGUCACGCAUUUUGUGCUGGAGGAGAUAUGAGAACAUUUGUCCAUGCAUAUAAGGAUGGAAAUCUGAAGUUGGUGGAAGAUACGUGUCGGGAAGCAUAUCAAUUGGUUAACUUAAUAGACACAUUGAAAACUCCAUACGUUGCACUUAUUGAUGGAAUAACAAUGGGAAUGGGAGUUGGAAUUACCGUGCAUGGUACUUAUAGAAUAUGCACUGAGGGCACCGUCUGCGCUACGCCUGAAGUUGCUAUUGGUUUUUUUCCUGAUGGGAGUGCUAGUUACUUCCUCCCAAAACUUCCUGGGAAAAUGGGUGUGUUUCUUGCUCUCACUGGGCAUCGUUUACUAGGCUACGAUGUUCUUAAAGCUGGCAUUGCAACUCACUAUGUUGACAAAACUAAACUCAGUUAUUUAGAAACUGCGUUGUUAGGAUUACCAAACCCAUCGUUGGCUGAUAUUGACAGAACAAUACUGAAAGUUUCACAACAGGGAGAGACAGAUCCCAAGAAAGAUUCUGCUUUAAGUCUGGCCUGGAAAAAAAUUAAUAUAAUGUUUGAAGCUGACAGUGUUGAAAGUAUUAUGGAUGCUCUUCGGACGGAAGGUUCUGAUUGGUCUCGAAAGCAGCUUGGUGUUCUAAACAAAAUGUCUCCAACUUCGCUAAAAGUGACAUUCGAAGCAUUAAAACGUGGUGCUAAUAUGGAUCUUCAAAAUUGCUUGAAAAUGGACUAUAGAAUAGCUCUAAAGCUUGUAAAGACUUCAGAUUUGUACGAAGGUGUUAAAAAAGUUCUCAUCGAUAAAAACAACAAACCAGUUUGGAAACCAGCUACAUUAAAGGAGGUUACUGAAGAUAUUGUGAAUUCCUAUUUCGAGCAGUUCCCGUUUGACAAAGAAUUAAUGUUGUAGCUUUGUGUUUCAGCACAGAGGAUAAAAAACUAAACGCGCUCAAAACUGUAGUUAUUGAACAAAUUUAUUUUUUCAGUUCUGUUUGAAAAGUUUCUAACAUAAAAAUAAAGAAUGAAACUCUUUCA
Molecule: messenger RNA, 1398 nt
Organism: Uloborus diversus
Lineage: Eukaryota; Metazoa; Arthropoda; Arachnida; Araneae; Uloboridae
Product: 3-hydroxyisobutyryl-CoA hydrolase, mitochondrial-like
Exons: 13
Coding region: 122-1273 (383 amino acids)
Biological process (GO): L-valine catabolic process
Cellular component (GO): mitochondrion
Molecular function (GO): 3-hydroxyisobutyryl-CoA hydrolase activity
Source: RefSeq, a predicted model, not a curated record